Molecule: messenger RNA, 1542 nt
Organism: Lodderomyces parapsilosis
Lineage: Eukaryota; Fungi; Ascomycota; Pichiomycetes; Serinales; Debaryomycetaceae
Gene: FCY21
Product: purine-cytosine permease
Exons: 1
Coding region: 1-1542 (513 amino acids)
Biological process (GO): cytosine transport; transmembrane transport
Cellular component (GO): fungal-type vacuole membrane; plasma membrane
Molecular function (GO): nucleobase transmembrane transporter activity
Source: RefSeq, a predicted model, not a curated record
AUGUCAAAAUUCGAAGAAGAGAAACAAGUUGGAUUGGCCCAUGAGAAAAGCAUCAGUUACGAAGAUGAUUUCGCCCCCAGUUCUCAAGCUUCAAACACUGAAGUACAAGAAACCAAAAUCAAUUUUGUUGAUCGAUGGGCUCAUAAAUUAAAAGCUGAAACUAAAGGCAUUGAUUUAGUUACUGACGAAGAGAAAACUGAUACUUCAGUAUGGAACGCAGCUACUAUGUGGCUAAGUGCUAAUUUAGUCAUUGCUACAUUUGCAUUGGGUGCAUUGGGUAUCACCGUGUUUAACUUGGCUUUUGGUCAAGCAGUGUUGACAAUUAUCUUUUUCGCAGCCAUUGGUAAUUUCACCGUGGCUUAUUUCUCGUGUUUUGGACCAGUAUUGGGGUUGAGACAAAUGAUUUUGUCUCGAUUAAUGAUUGGUGAUGUAACCGUUCGGAUAUUCAGUGCCAUUAAUGUUGUUGCUUGUGUUGGUUGGGGUGCGGUAAAUAUCAUGUCUAGUGCUCAAUUGUUGCACAUUGUUAAUAAUGGUGCCUUGCCGCCAUGGGCAGGAUGUUUGAUUCUUGUCUUGUGUACCAUCUUGGUUACAUUCUUUGGAUAUCAUGUGAUUCACCUUUAUGAAAAAUGGUCAUGGAUCCCCAACUUGAUCAUUUUUAUAAUCAUCAUUGUUCGAUUCGCCAUGUCGGGUAACUUCAAAAGUGCAAAUUUUGUUGGUGGUGAAACUACUGCUGGUAAUGUCCUUAGUUUUGGUAGUACAAUUUAUGGUUUUGCUACUGGUUGGACAACUUAUGCUUCCGAUUACACUGUUUACCAACCAAGAAACACUAAUUUACUCAAACUUUUCACAGCAAUUUUCCUUGGUAUUUAUUUACCAACGGUAUUCAUCUUGAUUUUGGGUGCUGCUUGUGCUACUGGUAUCAAAUCUGAUCCUCAAUGGGCUAGCAUGUACAAUGAAUACUCAGUUGGUGGAUUGGUGUAUUCCAUCCUUGUCACCAACUCAUUACACGGAUUUGGACAAUUUUGUUGUGUUGUAUUGGCAUUAUCUACCGUGGCCAACAAUAUCCCCAACAUGUAUUCAAUGGCUCUUAGUGCUCAAACCGUUUGGACAAAAUUCCACAAGAUCCCACGUGUGGCAUGGACAAUCAUAGGUAAUGGUGCCACUCUAGCCAUUUGCAUCCCCGCUUACUACAAGUUUGAAUCAGUGAUGGAAAAUUUCAUGAAUUUGAUUUCAUACUAUUUGGCAAUUUACGAAUCCUUAUUGUUGAGCUCCCAUUUAAUUUGGCACAAGGGUAAAUUUAGAAGUUAUGAUUAUGAACGGUAUAAUGAUAAAUCAUACUAUCCAAUUGGAUUAGCUGGUACGUUUGGAUUUUGUUGUGGUGUUGCUGGGGUUGUCUUGGGUAUGAACCAAACUUGGUAUAGUGGUGUUAUUGGUAGACAAAUUGGUGAUUUUGGUGGUGAUAUUGCGUUUGAAUUGGCCAUGGGAUUUGCGUUUAUCGGGUUUAAUGUCACGAGAUAUUUCGAAAAGAAGUAUAUAAGAUGA